This is a messenger RNA of Aspergillus niger, 882 nucleotides long. RefSeq lists its product as uncharacterized. Bases 1 to 882 code for a protein of 293 amino acids. The record is from RefSeq and is a predicted model, not a curated record. Gene Ontology annotation, cellular component: mitochondrion. The transcript has a single exon. Gene Ontology annotation, molecular function: lipoyl(octanoyl) transferase activity. Lineage: Eukaryota; Fungi; Ascomycota; Eurotiomycetes; Eurotiales; Aspergillaceae. Gene Ontology annotation, biological process: protein lipoylation.
AUGCGCCUCGCCCACCUCCACCUCCCGGACAUAACCUCCUUCACCCGCGUCGCCAACCUCCAACAAACACUGACAAGCCGGCUCCUCUCGCACAAAAAGCACCUCACCCCGAACCCCCCCGACCCAACCAUAAUAACCUUCAGCCCGAACCCAGUCUACACGACCGGACGCCGCGACCUCCCUCCCUCCAACACCACCCACAGCAACAGCAAUGGCAAUGGCAACAUACUCUCCCUCCCGCCGAGCCUCGAACCAAUCCGCCAGAUCCUAACGCCCCCGCAACCCAACAAACCCUACGACCCCAAAUCCCGGAUAGCAGAAUACCACCCCACCCUGCGCGGCGGACAAACGACCUACCACGGACCGGGCCAACUAGUCGCGUACACGAUUCUCGAUCUACGGCGAUUGGGACUCACCCCGCGGUGCCAUAUACGGUUGUUGGAGAAUAGUGUGAUUGAUGUGUUGAGGGAGUAUGGGGUGAGGGGGAUGGUUACGGAGGAUCCGGGGGUUUGGGUGCAUGAUACCCAUGGACAGAAACAGGGGGGAGGGGCUGGUGGGGGGAAGGGCGAGCUGCCGAAGAAAAUCACGGCCGUGGGGGUACAUCUCAGGAGACAUAUUAGUAGUUAUGGGAUUGGGUUGAAUGUGACGGAGGAGCCGAUGUGGUGGUUUCGACAGAUUGUGGCGUGUGGGUUAGAGGGGAGGGAGACGACGAGUUUGCAGGGGCUGGGGGUGACAGGGGUAACGGUUGAGGAGGUCGCGGGGAUGUUUGUGGGGAAGUUUGUUGGGAGGGUAAAUGGGGAUUUUGCCUGUGGGGAUGGGGCUACCGGGGAGGGGAUCGAGGAGGUGUAUAGGGUGAGUGAGAAGGAUUUGUUGAGGGAGUGA